Messenger RNA from Ixodes scapularis (black-legged tick), 1847 nucleotides. RefSeq names its product V-type proton ATPase 21 kDa proteolipid subunit. The record is from RefSeq and is a predicted model, not a curated record. Gene Ontology annotation, biological process: proton transmembrane transport. The coding region runs from base 136 to 768 and encodes 210 amino acids. Gene Ontology annotation, molecular function: proton-transporting ATPase activity, rotational mechanism. The transcript has 6 exons. Gene Ontology annotation, cellular component: proton-transporting V-type ATPase, V0 domain. NCBI's taxonomy places the organism in Eukaryota, Metazoa, Arthropoda, Arachnida, Ixodida, Ixodidae.
GAGUCGUAUCGCCUUUUCUCGGGUGUGACUUGUCAUGGGACCUCAUCUGUCUCUCUCUGGCCGCUGGUAGACCCGUAGAGCUUCGGUCUUUUAAAGUUUUGGGGGGCAGUCCGUUACCAAAUAUCCCGCCUAGCCAUGGGACUUCUCGCCAAUGCCCAAUACACCGUCUACAGCAUAACCAGCUUCAUCGUACUGUGCAUCGGUGUCUUCUACAUACUAUCUGGCAAGGGACAGCGAAUUGAUUUCGGAUGGUUCCUGGAGGGCAUCUCCCCGUACAUGUGGUGCUGUCUCGGCAUCGGCCUCUCCAUCUCCCUCUCCGUCGUGGGCGCCGCCAGCGGCAUCUUCACGACGGGGGUGAGCAUCGUUGGGGGUGGGGUGAAGGCUCCCCGCAUCCGCACCAAGAACCUGGUGUCAAUCAUCUUCUGCGAGGCGGUGGCCAUCUACGGCAUCAUCAUGGCCAUCGUGCUGCAGGGGCAGAUCAACCGCUUCAAUGACGACUCUAUGGACUACAAGAGCCGGGCACUAAACUACAUGUCAGGCUACAUCAUGUUUGGGGCGGGACUGACGGUGGGGCUGGGCAACCUGUUCUGCGGCAUGUCGGUGGGCAUCGUGGGCUCGGGGGCGGCCCUGGCAGACGCGGCCAACCCGGCCCUCUUCGUCAAGCUGCUCAUCGUUGAAAUCUUCGCCAGCGCCAUCGGGCUCUUCGGACUCAUCGUGGCCGUCAUCAUGUCGUCCAAGAUCAGCAUGGGUGAUUCGAUCAAGGCCUAGCAACAGCCCAGUAUGUGCCCGGCCUUCACGCGGACCCCAGAGCCCACGGUGGAGGAGAAUCCACGCCCUUCGCCCUAGUCUGUGCUGUCAGUGUUGUAUGUGUGGCAACUGUGCAAAAUGUGCACCCAUCCCGACGAUUCGCACAUUCCUUGGUCCGACGUGUGUCUGCGUGGGGUACACGUGCGAGAAUACUGCCACAAACGUUUGGGUACCUUUUUUGAUCCCUUAGGGGUCUUUCGUCUGUUAGUCUGCGGGAUAGCGCUGUGAAAGACGGUGUUACGAUUUUAGUUGCGGGGGUAUGCUUUGGUCGGAGAUGUUUGCGCUCGGUUGAAUUCCCCGUUUCAGAUUUGCCGAAAUUGGUUUUGUGGGGUUCAGCACCACGAUUUGUCACAAAGGUGUAGCUAAGUGGUGCGCUUGUUUUGUGAUGAAAGUGUGCGACGAAAACCUGCCUCGUUGAAAAGUAAUGUUUUGAAAGUAUUCUUUUCCUUUGAGGAGCUGCCUUUGCUUUCUGCCCAAGGUAAGAGACUCCUAUGGUCUCUUAUCUCCAGUUAACAAACACAAGAAUGAAGUAAGAGAUUUAAUUACUUUGUUCUCUUUCCUUGUUUUGUGAAAUCAAACUGCUCAAGGCCCACUGCAAUAUUUUUUUUUCAAUUUGAUGUGAAUUAGGCAUAAUCCAUUGGAAAAGGGCUUCAUUCUUUGCUCUUUCGACCGAAGUAAGACUUGCCCCGGACAUUCUCACAAAACAGAGUCCGAUCUAGCUGCACCCUGUGAAACCAAUUUCUUUGAUUUACCUCGAGUAGGUUUUGAUCUAUCAGCCCAUGCCAUAGAAUGAUUCUUCUAUUAUUGAAUGAGUGGAUGUUCUUCCGAAGCGACUCUCAUGUUUGCUCACUUAACCUAGAGGAAACUGAGUGGAGGUGUAACUGUAGGGACAGUUGUAUGCAGCAGCUGUUGAGUGGCUGCAAGUUGUUGUUCCCUUGUCUGGCAAUGACAUUUGCAGACUAAUUUAUUUGUACAUAAAUGUGCCACUUUUCUGUUCCCGUGUAGCCCGAUUCAUGGAAUAAAGUUGUAAUGAAUGUUAA